AUGUCUCAGCUUAUGGUUACUCCCAUCGGAAACACCCACCCGCACCUCUUGGUCCCCGUCCCUCCCAGAAAUCCACGUAACACUGGAGGCUCAUGUGAUCAAAUUCCAUGGAGAAACUUCAUCAUACGCAUGCUCUCCGCGCGAGCUGGUGACCAUGACGUCGGCGGGAUAUGCAUGGCUCUCUCGGGCAUCUUUGCAUCAGCCAUGACUGAGAAGCUUAGUCGGGGGCAGUCUGAUUCCAACAGGCUCUACACAACACACAAAACGUACCCCAAGAGGUGGAACUGGAAGACAAAGCGGCUCUUCAAAUGCACGUAUGACUUGAGCCAGGCAUCUGGACGAGUCAUGAGUGAUUGCUGUCCAUCUUCAGCAUCUGCCCAGAUUGAGGGCAUUGUCCUCGACAAGCCAACGGGUACCUGGAAUACCUGGACGGCACAACGUAGGUAUCUCUCUACUCGAGUCCUGCAACUGCCUGCUCUCGAUGUUGCCAUCCUGCCGCUAUUCACGUCUUACACUCUUGUAUCCAACUGUUCCAUCAAUACCCCAGUCCACGUAUCUUCAGAUCACUUCCAGCCAGGCGUCUCCAGCAGCAGGCGCUUGGCUGCCGGGCACAUCCACGAUCAGACUCUGCCAAUCGACAAACCUCAUCACAUUCCACACGCUGCAUGUUUAGCAAGUGGCACAGCAGAUCAGAGCUUAAGCUCAAAUAGCGGUCUUUCCACAGCGCCUACUGGCAACAUGCCCAAAGGAGGCACAUAUGCGCUGUCGACAGUGUCUCACGCAAGGCUUCACUUCCAUGGUGGUGGUGGAUGGGGGGAAUGGAAGACGACGGGAAAUCCACCCUUGCUUAUACUUGAAGCUCUCAUCUUCUCUGAGAACCAACAGCCCUUCUGA
Molecule: messenger RNA, 894 nt
Organism: Trichoderma reesei QM6a
Lineage: Eukaryota; Fungi; Ascomycota; Sordariomycetes; Hypocreales; Hypocreaceae
Exons: 6
Coding region: 1-894 (297 amino acids)
Source: RefSeq, a predicted model, not a curated record